Messenger RNA from Exophiala bonariae, 1698 nucleotides. RefSeq lists its product as uncharacterized. The coding region runs from base 1 to 1698 and encodes 565 amino acids. The transcript has a single exon. Lineage: Eukaryota; Fungi; Ascomycota; Eurotiomycetes; Chaetothyriales; Herpotrichiellaceae. The record is from RefSeq and is a predicted model, not a curated record.
AUGCCUUACUACCGGGAUAUUGAUGAUUGGUCUGAGACUGACGACGAAGAAGUGGAGGACGAAGUCGAAGCUGAGAGUCAUGAGGUCGAGGACGUUGAGACAGGAGACGUCGGAUAUGGCGACUCAGCAGCCGAAUCUGAGCAAGAAGUAGCAGAGACGCCACCACUGCAAAAUCUGGACAAGUCACCUAGGGUGUCUGGACUGGAAAGCUCUCCAGGCUUCGCCCAGAUCAGCGACAUUGAAAAUACAAAAAGCACAAUCGCGAAGGAUCCCACGGUCUCGACUGAUUCUGAAGCAGAGCCUGAGCCUGAUCCGGAUGGAGUAGACAAGGAUCAGCAAGAAUUGUUAAACAAUUCCACGGGACUAGUGGAGGCCAAGAAGACUGCCAAAUUCAGCAAUCAAUAUGAUACAAAAUCUACGAAUACAUUUAGGGGAACGACGACCUCACAAAGAAUCGAAACAGGACGCGAGCUUGAAGAAGAGUCAGAAGACUUGGCCCAACGAGAAAUUCUGGCAAAGUUCACGCAAAUCUCAGGACCGGGGGACGAUCAAGCAACGUAUCAACGCCCUCAGUCACAAAGCACUAUCAGCAACAGCUAUCCUGUCGAUAUGCGAGUCAGCAAUGAUGCCUGGUCAUCAUCUUCCGAAAGCGGCGAUGACGAAGACAAUCAACAUGAUGCUGGUACUCGGCAACAGCCUCCGCUAAUCUUGCUGUCCAGCGACUCUGAAGAGACCGAACCGACUAGCAAUCGGAAACGAAAAAGGACUACUCCUCUACCAACCCAAAUUGCUACUUCGGAAAGUUCCAAACGACCACGGACUUCCCUCAGGCGAAGUUCUUCUCCACACCCCCUUGCCAACGUCAUGUCGGAUCUCGGCCCUCUACAACAACCCCGUACCAUUUACCCUCAACCAGCCACUUCGACCAAACCGCAAUCAGACCAAGGACGUCUUCUCCAGCACCAUCUCCCACCAUCACUACCCCCCAUCAACGUGGUACCAGACCAAGACCCCCUCCUCCAAAGCCAUCUCAUCCACCUCCUCCCAUCUCACCUCCUGUCCGUCGGCUCUAAAAGCUUCCCAACCUCCAAUUCCACACCACCUCCCAGAUUAAUAAACUCCCACGCAUCCAACGCCACCUCCAACGACGACGAAGACUCACCCUCCCAGCCAACCUCCAAAGCCAACUCUCCACUCCCCUCAACCGACUCCCCACGCUGGCCGAAAUCCCUCCUAUCGCACAAGAAAACAGCAGUCAAAGCGCGCGAGGAACGAAAACGACGAACUCCACUCCUGAAGCUCUUCAAUCGCCGAUACCUGGCCGACCGCUCCGCCACGCUCUCGAUGGUCGGGAACCUGUCGAAAGACAGCCGGUGGGCACAACUGACGGCCGAACAGCGCGAGGCCGUGAAAGCGCAGCGCACGCUAGAGUUGAUGGAGAGGCGGUUUCGGGAAGGCAAGUCGCAGUCGGCCGUGCUAGCAAGGCUGUUGCCUCUGGUGGCACAGAAGGGGUAUUCCGAGGGCGUGUUGUUGAGGCUGUUGCUGCAGAGGGAUUCGUGCCAGAAGGUGCUCGGUGAGGUGUUGAAGGAUGUGGUGGAUGUCGAUGCGGGUGGGGAGGUGGUUCUGAAGGGCGAGGUGGGUAAGGUGGUAGCUGCACAACAGGCUCAUACUCAAGCUUCGAGGCCGGGAGUGUCUUGA